AUGGCAGGGCUGUCGGCACAGCAACCGUACACACAUGGAGGGAGGGUGAGACAUUCCAGCUCCGAUUCUUCCUGCUCUGACUCCUCCAGUGAGUCAGAGAGCAGCAGCCAGAGAUCCCGCAGUCCAAGCCCAGUAACACACUCCGAUCCUGGGUCACCUGCCAACACACAGUCCCUCAGCUGCACCAAGGAGACAGACCACCCCUCCUCCACUCAGUGGCAGUUGGACAAGUGGCUGAAGAAGGUGAGGAAAAAAAACUUGACCAGCGACCGGGACCCACACUGCUCACCUUCACCGGACCCCCACAAGGCCCCCUCUCCAGCCCGGUCCUGGGGCACACAGCAGGACUACAGCCCCAGUCAGAGCCCUAUCCCCAGCCCACACUUCAACUACAGCCCCAGGCAUAGCCCCAGGCAUAGCCCAAGCUUCAGCUCCUACCCUAGCCCUAGCCCUGGCCCCAGCACCUGCCCCAGUCCUGGGCCCAGCUCCAGUCUCAGACUCAGCCCUGUCCACAGCCCGGUUCGCAGCAUCUGUCCCAGCCCCAGGUCUAGCCGCAGCCCCAGCCCCAUUCCAAGGCACCCUCCAAAGAGCCCCAGCCCAAGCCUUCCUCCCUCCAGCCCCUGUCCCUAUCCUGGCCACAGUCCCCCUCAGGAACGUCUCAGGCCUCCUGUCCAGCCCAGACGAACAACCAGCCCCGUCCAAAGACCCAAGAUCAGGCCGUGGAUCGCUCCCGUGCUGACCGCUGACCCUGGGAGCCUACCCAGACACAGCUCUUCUACCCAGCCACCCUUCCAGCACAGCUCCAGGCCCAAAUCCUUACAGAACCAGGACCAGAGCAAAAGCAAACCUAAGGCCAAAGAGCAUCAGGCCUCAAGCCUGAUCUCACCGCCCAGCCACAAACACAGACCCAGGCCAAGUCCAAACUCUAGUCCCAGGCAUCAUUCCAGGCCCAACGCUAAACACAACAUCUCCUCGGCUGCUCCCAAACCCAACCAUCCGUCCAGACCUGAGCACCCAAGCAGCAAGGAGAGCAGCAGGACCAACCACAGCUCCAACUCAAACCCCCGGUCAACGUUUCGGCCAAGCUCCCGAACCAGCUCCAGCCCUCCUACAUCCAGAACCAAACACCCAGUACCUGUAGCAGGCCUUAACCGAGAAACCGGAGCCAAGGUCGGACACGAGUCUAAAUCAAGCUCCAGGUCUCAGUUUCAACAUAACUCCAAAGGCUCCUCUUCCCAUGCUGGUGCAGGGCCCAUCUCCAGUUCCAGCUCCAGGGCCAAGGUAAAGCCCCAGGAGGCCCCGGCUCCACAGCCCAAGCCCCCACAGAGAAGACCCCAACCCAGGGAGCAGGGGGUUGACGGCAGGGAGGGCCCUCAGACCCAGACCCCAGCUCCGGAGAGGCACAGGGAAAGAAAAGAGGAGAGAGCGAGAGAAAUUCCCAGCGAGAGACCGAGGGAGAAGAAAAAGGAGAAAAGGGGAGAGAGACAAGGGGGGAGACAGGGAGAGAGGAGACUGGCGGAGGAGCAGCUGCUACGACGCCCCUGGGUCCAGAGCUCAGAGGAAGAGGAGGAGGAAGAGGAGGAGGAGAAGAAGAGGCAGGAGAGGAGGGAGGAGAGAGAGAGAGAGGAGAAGAGGAGGAGGAGGGAGCAGCAGAGAGGCGAAUGGCAGGCCGUCCAGCCCAGGCAGAGACCACACACCAACAGCCAGCAGAAGCACCCUCACAGAGAGCCAGAUCACCCGGGGAGGACCAAGAAGAGGAGGAGGAGUGAGGAGGACGCCUCUCAGCCAGACCCCUCCCCUCCACCGUCCCCCUCCCCUACCCCGCUCAUCCCCCCGUCUUCCUCCUCUUCCUCCGAGUCCGACUCAGAGCGCGGGUUCCCCCCCGACGUCGCCAAGGUCCCGGCUGAUUCCACGUCCUGUCAGAGGCCUGUCCCCAGAGGGAGGCCCGGGGACAGCAGGCCCAAGGUAGUCUACCCCAGGGGCUCCUCCACAGGCAACCCAGGCGAGGGGCAGCAGGGCCGGGGCAGCCAGAAACUUUACACCCUGGUCCCGUUUGGCCGCAGCGAGCAGUGCACAGCGAGCUCCCAGAGAGGCCUGAGGAACCUGGUGGUGCAGAUCGACCUGACUCUGCUCAACAGGGUCCCAGACACCACCACCCCUCAGAAGCAGCCCUCCUCCUCGGCAUCAUCGGCAUCAUCGUCAUCCUCGCAGGCGAGGCCCAAGCAGAAGGAGGCCAUGAGACACCUGUACGUCCCCGACACUGACGGCAGAGACAGCAAGAGGAAACGCAAGUCAGAGAACGGCCUGUCCCACAGAGAGAACAAGAGAAGCUCCUCCCACAGCAACGGCCCCCCAGCACAGACCGACACCCCCGCUCACAAACACGCAGACCCCCUCCACCAGAGCCAUCACAACGGAUACUUGGAGGAGUACCUGGAUAGUAAGAGACCCCUGUCCCCUCUGUCGCCUCUCUCUGACCCCCCAAAGCCCUCCAAGACCCCCAUCAAACCCCAGCACCACGCGGAGCAGCACCACACACACAGAGGCAGAGACUCUGCCACACAUGUGCCCCCAGCCAAGCCUAAACUGGAGGUGGAGUGCGUGGGGGUGUCGGGGGCCCCCAAGCCUGGUGCUGAGUCCUGGGGUCUCCCGGAGAGACGGACAGCAGGGCAGAGAGGGGCGCAGCCCAGCCAUGAGCCACCUCACCAUGCUGAAUACUACAUGCACGAAGCCAAGCGGAUGAAGCACAGAGCAGAUGCCAUGGUGGAUAAGCUGGGGAAGGCUGUGAACUAUGUGGAUGCAGCGCUCUCCUUCAUGGAGUGUGGCAAGGCCAUGGAGGAGGGCCCUCUGGAGGCCAAGUCCCCCUACACCAUGUACUCUGAGACUGUGGAGCUUAUCAGGUAUGCCAUGAGACUGAAGAGCCACUCAGGUCCAGGUGCCAGACAGGAAGACAAACAGCUGGCCGUUCUGUGUUUUCGGUGCCUUGCUCUCCUCUACUGGCAGAUGUUUCGUCUGAAGAAAGACCAUGCCCUCAAGUACUCCAAAGCAUUGAUGGACUAUUUCAAGAGUUCUCCAAAAGUGCCUACGACACCACCCCUCUGGAACGACUGUGGCAAGGCUACAGGGGGACCGCCAGCCUCCCUUUCCCCCAACCACUCACACCUAGUCCUGGGACCCCAUACUGGCAGUUCCCCCGCCACCCUGGUCAGCAUUCCCCAUCGCAUUCACCAGAUGGCAGCCAACCACCUGAACAUCACCAACAGUGUGCUGUACAGUUAUGAGUACUGGGAGGUGGCAGAUACCCUGGCCAAGGAGAACAAGGAGUUCUUCAACUAUCUGAACACACUGUCGGGCCCACUGACUCUACACAGCAGUGUGGGACAUGCUGUUCAGUACACCAGACAAGCCCUGCAGUGGAUUCGCAUCAGUGCCAAACUGGCCUAGCCUGGCACCGAAAUGGUUACCAUGAGGUGCCUAUAACUUAAACACCAACAGACACACAUGUACGUACUUCUCGUGAUGUCACAGACUCUGUCACAGACUCUUCUGGAACCUGUGACCUUUGAACUCCUUGGAUUAUAAAAGGCGGGAGACUGGACCCGGUCACCUGGCGUUCUUCUCUGGUUUAGGAAGUCUUCUGGUUGGAUCCAUACGUCUUCUCUACACCCAUCACUUACCGUCAAGAAGGAAGCUUCCUAUUGGACGAAUAUGAGCCUAACAUGUCAUACGUCCUCCAAACAGGAACAAAGUAGCUGCUGAUGUCAUACAUGAUGUCACACAUCUGGCUCAUGACAUCACUUCACGGGAGCCACACUAUAGAAACUCCGGCUCCAUUUCAAAAGUAGUUCCACAUUUCAAAAUUCUUCCAGACCAUUCUUUCUUUGUUCCUGGAGUUUUAAUGCUGGGAAUCAUUUGAACAGAGGAGUAAGAUCUCCUCGUUGCUUCCUCUUCUUCGAUGGAUUAACUGUGAGGCUCCUUCACCUCGCUGCUUUGCCGAAAGGAGGCGUCAUCUGACACAAGAGAUCGAGGAUACAUUUCAGCGCACCAGUGAGGUCAAGUGUCUGUUUUUCAUGUCUUGUAAAGUGUGUUCAGUUGUUCAGCCCACUCACUGAAUAAAGAGGGGACUUAUUAAAGAGACUACAUUUCCCAUGAUCCAUAUGAGGACUGUUGGUUAUAGAAGAGAAAACAAUACUUGGGACAUGCUGGACAGCGAUACAAGUCAUAUGGGAUCGGCAGACCUCUCUCUCUUUUUUACUACAAUAUGUCAUAGGUAUUUUCAAUGUGCAAUACGUGCCUGAUUUUUGUAACUAGGACACCUCAGUAAUGACAUAUCGGCAAGUGGAGCAGCCAACGUUUAAGCCCCUCCCUCUCUAUGCAAGAUUAUUUAUGACGUUUUCAUGUUUUUGCCUCGUGAGGUCCUUGAUCCAUAAACUCCUUUUAUUGAUACCA
This is a messenger RNA of Osmerus eperlanus (European smelt), 4449 nucleotides long. It is a transcript of the gene aff3, whose product is annotated as AF4/FMR2 family, member 3. The transcript is spliced from 13 exons. The record is from RefSeq and is a predicted model, not a curated record. Gene Ontology annotation, cellular component: nucleus; super elongation complex. The coding region runs from base 1 to 3444 and encodes 1147 amino acids. Gene Ontology annotation, biological process: regulation of gene expression. Lineage: Eukaryota; Metazoa; Chordata; Actinopteri; Osmeriformes; Osmeridae.